UCUUCUGGAGUUUUGGCUUCAUCGUCACCACCCGCCUAGUUCGAAACGCAGCAGAAAUGGCGACCACGAAACAGUCGUUGACAUACCGACAGAAAAUUGUGAACAGCACGUUUGAAACGUCCAGCAUAGACUCCACAGCCGUCGAAGAAAAGUUGUUCCGUCAAGUCGCCAUGGAAGAGAACGACGACGACAACCCGGUGGUCUUCAUCUGCGCCAAGUGUCGGUUGCCUGUAGGAGAUUCACUGUCCUGGGAUGGAAGUGAAGACGGCCAAAACCAAAUAAGACUGAAGCGGGUCACUGACAACGUGUUGAUUGGAAAGGAAAGUCACCUGUUUGAACCAAGCAAACGAUCUCGUUGUCUGAUUGUGGAUCUUACGUGUCGAGGCUGCCACUCUGUACUUGGCAUGGUUUACACAUCAACACCGAAGAAUCUGGAUCACAAGAGGUUUACAUUCUGUUUCCAUGUAGCUGGCAUCGACAGCUACGUGCUGGGCUCUGCAGACCAGAUGUUGGCAGCAGAGGGCCCCAAAGAGCAGCCAGCCACACUGGAGUACUGUAACACUGUUGAACAACAGCUUACAGAGAUGAAAAUGCUGGUCAUGUCCAUGGCACAGAGGCUGGAAGAGAUCGAAGUUGGCAUUCACGAAUAAUGUGAUGAGAUGCGACAGUGAUGGACGGCAACUUGUCGGGCUUGGUGAUUUGUCCAGGUGUUGAAUAUGAGGAUCUAAUAUCCACACCCGUUGUUCCUGCCUUUACAUUAAUGCCUCUAGGUUUUAUAUCAGCCCUGUUCCUUCAGCAACACAUUUUGUCCUUGCCUCACUUUGUGCUCAUGCACCUAUGCGCACACACACUCACACACAUAAAGCUUCCACUCUGCUUUGUCCUGAUUACCAGUGGUGAAACAAAGACUGCCUGCACUUGUAAUCAAUCAUGUUGCCAGCUCUGCUGCUGCGGCUCAAGGCACCGUCUUCUCUGUGGGUCUCGGUGCAGAGUGAAUGUGCGCUAUGAGCAGAAUGUUUAUUUGUGCAGGAUUUCAUCAGGCAGGCUGCACACUCAGCACAAUGCUGUAUUGAUCUGGCCUCUCCAAGUCACACAUACACACUUUUUCUUUGUUCUCUUUCUCACGUGUGGAGUCUUGAAGCCCAACAGGAUUGAUGUGUACAUGUUUCUAUUUGCCAGGUGUUGGCUCAAACUGAAAAACAUUAUAAGAAUUUGCAUUGUUUAUAAUCAUGAAAAAAAGAAUACAGAUAGGCACAUUACUGUGCAAUUCCUAAGUAUAAUCCAAGUACUUCUUCUCUUUUUUUUUGCAAAUUUGUCAGAUUUUUCCAAAAUGUGCCAUAAUUUUCAUCCUUUCAUUUGUUUUUGUUUCAUUAACUUAUAGGUUUGUUUAUUUUUGUUUUGUUUGUUCACAGUUGUAUGAGUUUAUUGUUGUCUUAAGGAAUUUGGUGUAAUAAAGUAUUCAUCUGUUUCCACCA
Messenger RNA from Amphiprion ocellaris (clown anemonefish), 1475 nucleotides. RefSeq names its product MIS18 kinetochore protein A (gene mis18a). Gene Ontology annotation, biological process: CENP-A containing chromatin assembly; chromosome segregation. The record is from RefSeq and is a predicted model, not a curated record. Bases 57 to 650 code for a protein of 197 amino acids. The transcript has 5 exons. NCBI's taxonomy places the organism in Eukaryota, Metazoa, Chordata, Actinopteri, Pomacentridae. Gene Ontology annotation, cellular component: chromosome, centromeric region; chromatin; nucleus.